Molecule: messenger RNA, 2394 nt
Organism: Dovyalis caffra
Lineage: Eukaryota; Viridiplantae; Streptophyta; Magnoliopsida; Malpighiales; Salicaceae
Source: the annotation of a GenBank genome assembly
AUGACGACGAGAGGGACUAGAUCAGAGAAAGUGAAGAGAAUUUUCCAACAAUUUGAUGCCAACCGUGAUGGAGGUCUCAACAGAGAUGAAAUGGCCGCUUUGGUGGUGGCUGUGAACCCUAGAGUUAAAUUCAGUGAUGAGCAAAUCAAUGCGAUUCUCGACGAAGUUUUCCGCACUUACGGUGAUUUUAUUGAUGGCGAGAAAGGGUUAACGUAUGAUGGUUUGUUGCGUACUUAUGAUGAUGGAGCUGGUGACGUGGACCGUGAUUUUGAUGCGCUUGAAUUGGAAUUGAAUGAUGAUAAUAAAGGGAGCUCGAUAGAGGCGGAGGCAUCGUCGUCGUCAAUUGUUGAUGAGAGGGUUAUGGAGUCGCAGAAGAAGCAGAGGACGGCUGCGUGGGCGGUUUCGCCUAAUCACGGGAUUGUUUUUGAUGAUACGUGGAAAAUUGUGGAUGAUUUGGAGAUUUUGAUUAAGAGAUUGAAAUCUAAACAAGCUAAGGAUGGGAAAUUUAAAGCUGAUAAUUUCGAUGCGUUUUCUGAUGCGGGGUGGUCAAGGGAAUUGGGGCCAUCUUCAGAGAUCUCGGAAAAGAGGGUGUUUUGGGAAGAGAGUGGGAAUGAUUACGCAGCUUUCGUGAAAGAUUUGGGGGUUUUGAGGAGCAGAGCCGAUGGGGCGAGAUCGAGAGAAGAGGCAUUUGAUGGGCAUAUGGCAAUCGGGAGGGUUUUGUAUGAUCAUCAGUUGUUUAAGGAGGCGUUGGUUAGUUUUAAGAGAGCUUGUGAACUGCAGCCUGUGGAUGUUAGGCCACAUUUUAGAGCUGGGAAUUGUUUGCAUGUGCUUGGAAGGUAUAAAGAGGCUAAAGAGGAGUUUUUGUUGGCGUUGGAGGCAGCAGAGGCAGGUGGGAAUCAAUGGAGUUAUUUGCUUCCUCAGAUUUACGUGAAUCUCGGGAUUGCGCUGGAAGGUGAAGGUAUGGUUUUAAGUGCUUGCGAAUAUUAUAGAGAAGCUGCUAUUCUUUGUCCAACGCAUUUUAGAGCUUUGAAACUUUUGGGUAGUGCUCUUUUUGGGGUAGGUGAAUAUAGGGCUGCUGUUAAGGCCUUGGAAGAGGCUAUUUUUAUGAAACCAGAUUAUGCUGAUGCACAUUGUGAUUUAGCUUCUGCUUUACAUGCCAUGGGUGAGGAUGAGAAGGCAAUAGAAGUGUUUCAAAAGGCAAUUGAUCUGAAACCUGGCCAUGUGGAUGCUUUGUAUAAUUUAGGUGGCCUGUACAUGGAUCUGGGUAGGUUUCAGAGAGCUUCUGAGAUGUAUACCAGGGUUUUAGCUGUCUGGCCAAACCACUGGCGGGCACAGCUUAAUAAGGCUGUCUCGUUGUUGGGAGCUGGGGAGACUGAGGAAGCUAAGAAAGCUUUGAAGGAAGCAUUGAAAUUGACAAAUAGGGUUGAAUUGCAUGAUGCGAUAUCUCAUUUGAAGCAGAUACAGAAGAAGAAAGUGAAGGGUAAUGGAGGUGCCAAUGGGGAGGGAGUGUUUGUCAUUGUAGAACCUUCAAAAUUUAAGACAGUGAAUGACAAAACUACAUUGAGGCAGGACUUAGCUAAUGCUCUUCAAAUCAGGUUGUUCCAGAGGAUUACCAGGUUAAGUCGAUGUGAUGUGGAGCUUUUGAAGAAGGAAAUGGGUGAAAAUGAUGUACCCGUGUCUUAUUCUGGCAGUGGUGUUCCUGAGAAAUCAAUACGCAAACCUAACUUAGAGGAAAUUCUGCGGCGGUUGCUUAAUUUCCUGAAGCCUGAAACCUUCCAGGGGGCUGUCAAGGCAGUAAAUGAGAGGAUCCUCUCUGUUUUGGAUGAUACAGGCUCGGGCAGGGUGGAUUUAGGCACGUUUUAUGCGCUUCUUGCCCCAAUUUGCAGUGGCAAUCCUGAAAAGCGAAAACGGGUUGCUUUUGAUGCACUUUUAUGGCGUCCUGUGAAUGAAGCUGGUUCUCAGAUUAAAAAGGCUGAUGCUGUUCGUUACAUCAAAUUGCUGAGGGCUAUUUAUAUUCCUUCUCAUGGAGCUAGUGAAAUGCUCGAGCUUCAUGGAGAAGAAGAUUCUUCAAUGGUGUCAUUUAAGGAGUUUCUUGUGAUGUUUGAUGAUCCUGAUUGGGGCUUUGGUAUCAUGUCAACUCUAGUGAAGCUUGAAACUGGGGAUAGGAACCGCCAUGGAAAAUGUGUUUGCUCAGUUUGCCGCUACCCGAUUAUUGGGUCCCGCUUCAAGGAGAUGAAAUCUCAUUUUAGUCUAUGUAGCCAGUGCUACAGUGAGGGGAAGGUGCCUCCUGCAUUUAAGCAAGAUGAGUACAAAUUCAAAGAGUAUGUAAGUGAGGCUGAAGCAAUGAAAGAUAAGUGCAAGUGUCUCCCCUUGCAAUCUCAUAAUGAUCGGUAA